Molecule: messenger RNA, 823 nt
Organism: Haliotis rubra (blacklip abalone)
Lineage: Eukaryota; Metazoa; Mollusca; Gastropoda; Lepetellida; Haliotidae
Exons: 3
Coding region: 72-707 (211 amino acids)
Source: RefSeq, a predicted model, not a curated record
ACAAGUAGUAUAUAAGUGUGUUUGUGAAAGAUUGGCAAAACGUAAUACGUUUUGGAAGCAUCCACCUAAACAUGGCCGCGCUAGAUCAUCAGGUGAAUCUGUUGGAUAUGUGUGGAGUUGAUGUAAUGGCCUCGAUGCUUCUUACUGACAUGAUCUUGGUGCACUGCGAUAUUGAAUAUCAUGAAUCCAGACUGGACUGUUUAAACAGUUGCUAUGGUAAUCCAUCAUGCAUCAUGUUCGACUUCAUCCCCUCGGUAAAUGAGUGCUGUUUCACCCAGACAAGCGACGCUAUUGAAUUUGAAUAUUAUCCUGGAGGAUCUGUUUAUUCGCUAACCACAGUUAAAAGUUCGUGUCGACACUCGGGCUAUACGUUUCUACGAACGUCAAACCGGUGCGUCAAGAUUGUGACGAACAACUCAACCGGCUGGGAGAAUGCAGAGAGGGUUUGUCGAGCCGAGGGAGGAAGACUGGUUCAACUCUAUAUGAUCUUCACAGAGGGCGACUUGAUUGAUACAGUAUACACAUCUGGCUCGAAGGUGUUCCAUGUUGGUAACGUCAGUGACGUUGGUGGAGGACGUCUGGGGAGGACGUGGGAGAACGGCGUUGCGGCAACGAUCGAAGGGACAUGUCUGCAGGUGUUCCAAGACAGCAGCGACACUGACGUGGAGUGCACGGAUGUACAGCCCUACAUAUGUGAAAUACCUUAGGUUGUUGUUGAACAUUAUCACCAUUCCGUGAUGUUCCAGGUUAGAAACAAGAAACGCAAUUGGGAUACGAUGACAUGUGUCAACCAAGUCAGGGAGUCUGACCAUCCGAUCCCGUG